Molecule: messenger RNA, 6074 nt
Organism: Zonotrichia albicollis (white-throated sparrow)
Lineage: Eukaryota; Metazoa; Chordata; Aves; Passeriformes; Passerellidae
Gene: BACE2
Product: beta-secretase 2
Biological process (GO): membrane protein ectodomain proteolysis; amyloid-beta metabolic process
Cellular component (GO): trans-Golgi network; endosome; plasma membrane
Molecular function (GO): aspartic-type endopeptidase activity
Source: RefSeq, a predicted model, not a curated record
GCCAUGGUGGAGAACCUCCAGGGAGACUCAGGCCGCGGGUACUACCUGGAGAUGCUGAUCGGGACCCCGCCGCAGGCGUUAAAUAUUCUGGUUGACACUGGGAGCAGCAAUUUUGCAGUAGCAGGUGUGCCUGAUCCUGAUGUCACAUCCUACUUCGAUCCUGAGCUGUCAAGCACAUACAGAUCUCAAGGGGUGGAGGUGACAGUGAAGUACAGCCAAGGCAGCUGGACUGGAAUGCUGGGCACAGAUGUCAUCACCAUGCCCAAAGGACUCUAUGGCAGCUACACCAUCAACAUUGCCACCAUCCUGGAGUCAGAGAACUUCUUCCUGCCAGGGGUUAAGUGGCACGGGAUCCUGGGCCUUGCCUACGAUGCCUUAGCCAAGCCUUCCAGUUCUGUGGAGACAUUCUUUGAUUCCCUCGUGAAGCAGGCAAAGAUCCCCAACAUUUUCUCCCUGCAGAUGUGUGGUGCUGGACUCCCUGUUUCUGGAAGUGGUACCAACGGAGGUAGUCUUGUGCUGGGUGGAAUUGAGCCCAGCCUGUACACGGGGGACAUCUGGUACACACCCAUCAAGGAGGAGUGGUACUACCAGGUGGAAAUCCUCAAGCUGGAGGUGGGGGGACAGAACCUCCAGCUGGACUGCAGAGAGUACAAUGCUGAUAAAGCCAUAGUAGACAGUGGAACCACUCUGCUUCGACUGCCAGAGAAAGUCUUCAGUGCUGUGGUGCAGGCAAUAGCUCGCACAUCCCUGAUACAAGAAUUCUCCUCGGAAUUCUGGACUGGCACACAGCUUGCAUGCUGGGAUAGAAGUGAAAAACCCUGGUCCUUAUUUCCCAAACUCUCCAUUUACCUGAGGGAUGAAAACUCCAGUAGGUCGUUUCGGAUCUCUAUCCUACCACAGCUUUACAUUCAGCCCAUCCUUGUGAUAGGAGAUAAUUUGCAGUGCUACAGAUUCGGCAUCUCCUCCUCCACAAACGCUCUGGUCAUUGGUGCUACAGUCAUGGAAGGAUUUUAUGUCAUCUUUGACAGAGCCCAGAGGAGAGUGGGCUUUGCAGUGAGUCCCUGUGCAGAAGUUGAUGGCGCACCCGUCUCCGAGAUCGAGGGCCCUUUCACCACGGCAGAUGUGGCCAGCAACUGCGUCUCCAGUGUCUCCUUCCACGAGCCCGUGCUCUGGAUCGCCUCCUACGCCCUGAUGAGCCUGUGUGGGGCCAUCCUGCUGGUGCUGAUCGUGCUGCUGCUCAUCCCACCCCGCUGCCAGCACCGCUACACCGACAACGACGUGGUCAACGACGAGUCCUCCCUCGUGCGCCACCGCUGGAAGUGAGGGGCUGGAUCCCAAAAACAAACUCAAAAACAGGACCAAGGACAAAGAGCUCUGCCAAGGGGGAGAAGCCAAUGCCUCCUCAGUCCCUCCUACGUUCCUAGAAAACGCUGUUGAGAUUCCCACCAAAUCCCCUGCAUCGUGACUUUUAUAGCUUUAUUUUCUAACACCGGUUCUGAACCAAAGCACUGUUAACCACCUCUGAAGUGCUACGGUACUGGAUUUGCUACUGCAGUACAAGGAGCCUUUAUGCUCUCUACAGUACCUUCUUUAAAAAAAAAAAAGGAAAAAAGUUAAAAAAAAAAAGAUAAAAAGCCACACCAUGAUGUUCUUCCACUGUCUGAACAAAAUUGUCCAUCUCUCUUACACAAAAAAAAAAGGAGCUGUCAGUAUUUUCUAACUAAUCGAGCCCUGACUGUAGAAAAAGAGAAAAAAAAUAAUAAUCUUUCUUAUUAAUUGCAUUAAAUGAAUACUGCUUUCUGUUUACAUCAGUUUAUUUUGAAACUGUGCUUAUGGUUUGGGGGAGGGAGAAAGGUCUGACUUAAGCAGCAGAGAAAAAGCAAGGGAGAUCCAGAAGAAAUAUUGUCUGUGGUUUCUUUCCCUCAAGAUCACUGCUGCCACUUGAGAGGGUCGCCCUCCCUGAGAGCUGUAACAAAAUAUAGUCCAAGGUGGUGAAAACUGGGAAACAAACUUGUUCAGCCUUAGAGUAAAACAAGACUACCUCUCUUAAUUUACAAGGAUGCUACCACUGGUGAGUGUGUGGAUUAGAACUGGUCUUGAAGCACAAAAGAUGCUCCAUACAACCAAAUGGAACUACUUGGCUUUGAAUUUUUUGGGAUUUUAUAAAAAUCAAUACUUCAUGACUUUCCACUUUGGUGCACCAAAAAAAAAAAAAAAAGAAACCUUUCAGUUUCCCCCUCUUGUGUGGGGUUUUUGUUGGUUUUUUUCUGAGUUUGAUAUUUAGAAAAGGCUGAUCUGCAUAUCUAUGGACAGACAAGACAGCAAGGUCUGUGUUCUGCUGUAUUUCUAGAGAGAGUGUAACAGAAAGAAAACAAAAUAAGAAUGACAACUUUUUUUGUUUGUUUUAAUUUGGCUGAGCUCAGCAACCUAGAAACUCAAAGGAGAAGCACCUGUCUUUAUGGACAGGCUGUGAAGUGAAAGUUUUAUGCUGGCUUGUUUUUCAGCUUGAGAUGUUCGGUUUGGCAUCAAUCAAAUGAAAAGUGUGUGUGUAUCCUGGCUGAAAACAAACACGUGGUGGGACUGGAAACAAUAGUGGGAGAGAACAGGGGAGGGUGUAUUGACCAGGCUUCCAUCCUGCAAGUGCAGAUCAUCAUGCUGAGGUAGGAAUGAGGUGUUUUCUUUGCAGAGAGGACAAUUUUUCUUUUCUCUAGUUUCAGGCUUCUCUGUAACACUGGCCUAAGUGUUUGCAUUGGAAAGAGUGCAAGGCUGAGGGGUUUUUUAUACAUUUAAAAAAAGGAAAAAAUACUCAUUUUCAUUUUGAUAGCAGAGCAGUUUGCAUAUCUGUAUGGGAAAUGGGGAAAUAAAAAAAAGCUUAGCUCUGAAUUUCUCAAUCCCUUUCCUAGACAAUUUUCUGCCCAAAAUCCCUUCAUAUAGCUCUGUUAUUCACACUGCCUCUGCAUCUGACUCUGCAUGGAAUAAGGAAAGAUUUUUAAUUUUUUUUUCAGGAAUGGUGCAUUUACAGAGGUGCACAUCAUGUGUGUGAAAAUAAAACACUGUGGGUUUUUUUUUUACCUUAUGUCUUUCAUGUCAUAACUGGAAGUGCCUGUGAUUUUCUUUUCAAUUCUUGCACUUUCAGAUUGCUUGGCUCAGUGGAGUAAAAUAAUUGAUGCUGUGAUCCAACGUCUGAAAAUGAUUUCUCGUGGAAUUUGAAGUUGGAAACAGGAAGGAAUUUUGAGCUUGUCUCCUUCUUCCUCUGCCUCUUCGUUUCUAAGAGGAGAAAAAUUGUGAAUUACAUGAAAUAAGCCAUAGAGCUUAACUGUUUUCUCAGUGUUCUAUUUUCCAUAUCUCUUUAUUAAUAUCUUUUAAUUAAGAGUUCCACGUCAUCCUCCUGGCUUUGGUUUUACACGUAACAAAUAACUUCAGAGUUGUAUUCCUCCUUUUUCUACAGUAUGGCAAUAGAAGUUAUGCUUCUGUCACUUGUUUCAAACAGAAACACCAUAUGGAUUUUGGAUGGAUAGUGUUAAACAAUAAACCUUCUUUCAAUUCAGAAAGUGAAAACAACUUGUAUGCUCUUAAAAAGUUUCAUCAUUGCUCCCUUCAUCUCAGAACCUCCUAUGUCCUCACCACAAAGAAUUUUAGGAAGGAAUUUAUUGGGAAAGGUUCUGAAUAGGCUUUUUAAAGAGAUUUCUUCUGAGCUGGUGAACAAAUUUUUGUUGAAAAUCCCACCAAAUACCCUGCAUCGUGACUUUUUGGAUUUCGUAUAAAAGAUUUAAGUAUUACCCUUUCCCUUUGAAUGUCCUUGGUCAAGAUAUUUUAAGGGAAACACUUGAAUUAAGAGGAGCAAUAACCAAGUAGAAAUACUGAUAUAUUCUUGAGUUUUCCUGGCAUUCCUUCACACUAAAAACGUGGCUUGUAGUAAAAAUGCUGUGAGUGACACCUGCGAGCAGCACACACUUCAUCUGGGCUUGUAAAUUGAUAGUUACAGUGGCAGAAAUUCAGGUGAGCAUUGCUUUGUUGCUCUGGCAACAAGGAGAGCAAUGGAAACCCUUGAGGGUUCAUUUUUAGCCUACAACACAUUAAGAAAAAUAAUGCUCUUGAGCAGUUUUGUGUGGAAGAUGAAACACAGUGAUAGACUACACUAUAACGAAGUGUAGUCACUUGGUAACUCACAGUGAUCUCUUUCCCUGAUAUAUUUCAAAAAAAUAUAUAUGUUGUGAGGUAUAUUAUGUUCCUGUUAACUUCAGGUAUAAGAAUAAACCACACCUUAAGAAGAAAAAAAAAAAAAAAAAAAGGGAGGGAAGGGGAAUGAAAAAAAGAGUAUUGAAUAAAGAUGGUACAGAAAAAUAUCCGUUAUUAUGAAAGACAGGAUGCUCCAAAUCACAGCUCUCCAAACCAUCCCUUGUAAGAAAUGUCAAUAUUUCUUGCUGACCCAUCUCUCCCCUGAUGGGAAUGUAACACCACGUCCUAGGAAAGUGUCAGGAAGCUGCAUUGCCCUGGCUGCAGCCUUGCAGAUAAUUUAAAACCAUUGGUGCCAUCACCAGGGAUUGGAGGGGGUGUGGUUGGAGUUCCAGUGGUUAAACCCAGCCCAACCCUGGGAAUAGGUUAAUUCUAUCCCACUGCCUUUUAGAAAUAUUGUCAUGGGUAUUUUGGAGCAAUUUAAAUGCUAAGGGAAACAGAUGAAGCAUUUUAAUGAGGCUUUUGUUCAGGCGCUGUAAAAGCAGUUAGGUGGAGGGGAUUGUUCUGUUUUUAAGGUGAAGGAUUGUGUUUAGGAUGUGCAUGUUGGGUCAUCCUAAAUGUAAUGGAUCAAGGGGUUUUGGUAUCUCCUGUUGUCAACAGCUAUAAAAUUCAUCAGCAAAAAUCACCCUGAUCCAGUUCCUUGCUGUGUAUUGGCUGCCUUUGUCUUACUGAGGGAUGAGCCAUUUGUCUACCAGGCUUUUCCUUUUAAAUAUUAAAAGGCUUGUGAGAGUUGCAUAGCUCUGCACAUUGCCAAGGAGAGAAAGAGAGAUCCUUAAAUUUUCCAAUAUUAAAACAUGAUUGUGCUGCUGAAAGUUUUUUUGAUUUCCAUAGGGGUUUCCAACAACUGGGCUGGUGUUGGUUGUCAUGUCCUCAUCCCAGACACAAACAGAAAUAGCAAUAUCAGUGAUGUAAUGAAAGGUGUUGGUACAGGGCCCUAUGGAGGUGCAAUUAAAAGGAAUUGCAGAAAGAAAAAUAAAUAGGAUGCCUUUAGCUUUAUUAAAAAUUGCAAGAGCAUAACAGAUUGAUCCUUUUCAGAGAAGGCUGUACUUUUUACCAAUACAUUAGUUCCUGUCAAACUUGACUCUCUGACUGAUAAAUUGUUCAUUUCUGGCUACUGUUGAGAGAAGUGAAAACAGGUUGGUAACAGGAUAGGGGCAAUCUUCUGAACCAGUUAGAUUUGCUGGCUUUUGAGGCUUCAUUAGGUGCUAAUCCAGGCUUGGCAGUAAUGCAGCAUCCUGGUUAUGGGAAUUAUUCUCUCUCUUUGGGAAUGCUAGCAGAAAUACUUGCCUUCAGCCAAACUCUGGGUGAGGUGGAUCCAAACCACAAAAGCCGCAGAGAGACAGCAGCUGCUGUAGGUGCAGCAUCCCACAGCCCCCAUUUCCUUUGGCAAGGCUCCACCUGCCUGAAUAUUUUGGAAACCAGCACUCCAAGGUGCCUUUUGGUGCUCCUGGGAGUUAUCCCCUCCCAGGUGAGCACAGGACACAACCAUCUUUGGGCAGGAUCAUUGCCCAGCUGCUGAAUAUUCCCCUCUCCAUGUAACUCAGUGCUGUUUCUCACCCCAGUAGUGACAUCUGGAAACAGCAGGACAGGAAAUCAUAAAACAUGCUGAUAUCAAUGACUGUGUAGGGGUAAUAGAAGAAUGGUUUGUAUCUGCCUGGAUCUUUGUGGUCAAAUAGUCUUUGAAAUACUGGGAUGUUUUAGAUUGGACCAUGAAGGCACACACAGAAUUUCUUUUGAGCUGGCCAAAAAGUAAAACACAAAAGGUAAGUUUUAGAAUUUAAAAAGAAGUAGCCCUUAAUAAGUGUUCUCUUCCUUUUUCUUUUUUUUUUUCUUUUUUU